Molecule: messenger RNA, 1174 nt
Organism: Olea europaea var. sylvestris
Lineage: Eukaryota; Viridiplantae; Streptophyta; Magnoliopsida; Lamiales; Oleaceae
Product: protein tumorous imaginal discs, mitochondrial-like
Exons: 3
Coding region: 432-656 (74 amino acids)
Cellular component (GO): nucleus; cytoplasm
Source: RefSeq, a predicted model, not a curated record
CUAGAAAUAAAAUUAUUUAUUAUUUAUUUUUUUCUUCACAAGGCGGGUUCGGGAUGGGGCAUCCUCGCCCCGUCCCGGCCCCGCCAACCCGUUCGGGACCAGUUUUUUCCCUCCAUUCGGGGGCGGGCUAAGUUGACAUCCCUAAUAUGGAUGUGAGCUACAUUUGAAGUUUUGAAGAAAGAAAAAGACUAAUUUUCACUAUAAAGAUUGAGGCUUGGCCCAAAGAUAACUAUGAGACCUAAAAUAGGGCCCAACCAUCAGGCCCAAGGUAGAAUCUGGAUUUAAAGCCGUAUAAAUAUUGAGAAAAUACAAAAUAAUUCAAUAUUCACCCCCACAAUUUUCCCUUCCCAAUCCAAAUUCCUCAGCUAGAAAACCCAGAAUUUUCAAUUUCCACCUGAAUUUGAGGUGCAGAAUUAACUUAAACACUCCCAAUGCCUAAUUUCUUAAUGACGUGGGACGAGUUUUACCACUUUUUCCAACACAAAGAAGAAGAAUCGGAAGGCGACAAUGACAUGAACUUCGAUUUUUCUUCAGUUUUACCCAAGCCCAAGGAUUUUUAUAAUAUAUUGGAAGUUGAUCAUGAUGACACAGAAGAAGUUAUUCGGUCCAACUAUAUCCGUCUUGCUUUGUUUUUGUUUUUCGGUUUCAUUGGGUAGAAAUGUCAUCCGGAUAAGAAAAAAGAUGAAGAUAGUGCGACUUCAAGAUUCCAAGACAUUAAUGAGGCUUACCAAGGUAUUUCGUCUUCUUUUUUCUUGAUAAAUUGUGUAUUAUGUUUAAAAUAUUAUAUGGUUCAAUUAUUAAUCAAUCAAGGGGCAUUUUUAAGAAUAUUCAAUUUUUAGGGUACGAGUUGAAAAGUGUCCAUCCAUUUGAAUUUUGUGUCAACUGUCAACUUAUCUAUUAUGCUCUUAAUGAAAAGUUACAUUUUAAAAUGGUAUUCUCGACAUUUUAAAUGUCGUUCUCGAUAUUUGAUUUUUUUUAUCAAUUUUUCACGAAUUUUGAGAAGUGUCUUCCAUGAAAAGUUACAUUAAACUAAUGUUUCUCAACAUUUCAUAUGUAAUUUUCGACAUUUAAAAAUCGUUUCAUUUGUCUAGAAUGACAUUUCAUUUUGAACAUGACAUUUCUCUAUAUUUAAAAAAGUCGUUCUCGACAUUUCUGAAUCAAUGAAAAAUAUAGC